AGGUCUUUCUGUUUUGCCCUGUGUUGUUAAUGUGGCACCACUAGCCAUAGAUGCACAGUCAUAGCGUGCUUUCUCAGACUGGAAGUGCCGCGAGCUUCGUUAAAAGCGGAACGCCCACGAGUCAGAGGCGCGUGACGCCACAGGGUGGAGUUUCCGAGCAGAAUGCGUGUGACGUAAUGGAUUAGGGCUUUCCCUUCUGACGUUAGUGAGGCGAACAAUCUGCGGUGAUCGUCCCUACUAUACUGUCUCUCUCUUUUCGGGGAGCGAGGCGGGGGAGGGGGGUUGCGGGACAAUCCCUUGUGUGUUAAUUUUUAAGAUUUACUCGAGUAAAUGUUUGAGGAAGUCGGUCCUUUCCGCAGACGCAGGAAUGGGUGGGGAAUAAUCAGAUCUAUAGAGGAUAUCUAAAAGGAGUGAUUCUGUUAGCGACGCUCGCCUGUACGCUUGGACGGAAAGGGCGCAUCACCGGUACGCGAAACAUGAUCUGCGUAUGAGGCGGACUGAGCGCGACAGAGAGGAACAUCUGAGAUCGACUUGCAGCGGAGAAAGGAGAACGACGCAGACGAGGGGAGUCUCUGCUCCUUUCUUUGGCGUGCCGCAGCUGGCGGGGACGGGAUGCAAGGCGCAGGUGUUUUUUGACGGUCACCUCGAGAGACGCGCAGGUGUUUUAAAUGACGAGAAACUGAGCUGUUCCUGGAGCACAUGACCGUGCAGGUGGCGAUACCUGUCCAUCCGUCCGUCUAGCUGCGCCGGUUGUGGCCUGUCGUGGUGAGAGCGCGCCUCUGGGUUCCGUUCUACCCCGCAUCAGUCUGCUGCCCCCUACUGCCAGCUGGUUCCUGUCUUCUUGGUCACGUCCCUCUCGUCGCUCCUGCUUCUCGCUCUCCACUUGAACGUGAGAGGGGGAAGAAGUGAUUCGGAGAAGCUCGCCAGCGGCGCGGAGGCCGAAUCAGGGGUGCUGUUCCUUUAUUGCUCGGCUGUCGACGGUGAGGCUCUGCUAAUACAGUCGGUGGGUACGCUCACACCAGAGACAGGUACUCUUAUCCAGUCACAAGGGGGCGCUAGAGGCCGGGACAGAGCAUCAUCCCAGCCAAAAUGGGUUCUGAGAGGGACUCGGAGUCGCCACACUCCUCUGUCAGUGGGGUGCCCAAUCCCAAGUGCCACGGGCGGGGGAAGAGGAGGAGUCGCAUUUCUUUCCACAGCCUCUUCCACGGUAAACGGGGCCCCCGGGGGGCCAAGGGGGCUUCAGGGGCCCCAGCGGCCCCACAGCCUCAGCAGCAGCUUCCCCAGCCUCCUCCACCCCCGCCCCCGCCCCCACCGGCUACCCCAGCCCCCGAGGCACCCCCUGCUAGCCCCGAGCAGGCGGAAAUGGCGCCGGCGUCGCCCGGACGUGCCCUGGCGGGGGAGGCUGAGCUGCUGGAGUGCCCGCUGUGUCUGGUGCGGCAGCCGGCCGAGCAGCUGCCCGCACUGCUCAGCUGCAGUCACCGCUCCUGCCUGUGCUGUCUGCGCCAGUACCUGCGCAUCGAGAUCAGCGAGAGCCGCGUGCAGCUCACCUGCCCAGAGUGCGCCGAGCGCCUGGUCCCACGCCAGGUGGCCCUCAUCCUUGACGACGCCGCCCUGGUGGAGAAGUACGAAGAGUUCCUCCUUCGUCGCUGCCUGGCUGCCGACCCAGACUGCCGCUGGUGCCCCGCCCCAGACUGCGGGUUCGCUGUGAUCGCCUCUGGCUGCGCCAGCUGCCCCCGGCUCCUGUGCCUUAGGGAGGGUUGCGGGGCUGAGUUCUGCUACCACUGCAAGCAGGUGUGGCACCCCAACCAGACGUGUGACUCUGCCCGCCAGCAGAGGGCGCUCUCACUGCGUGCUCACAGCAGCCACUCGCCCAGCUAUGCCCAGGACCAGGGGCCUGCUGAUGACAUCAAGCCCUGUCCUCGCUGCGGCGCCUACAUCAUCAAGAUGAACGACGGCAGCUGCAACCACAUGACCUGCGCCGUGUGCGGCUGUGAGUUCUGCUGGCUGUGCAUGAAGGAGAUCUCUGACCUGCACUACCUCAGUCCGUCAGGCUGCACCUUCUGGGGAAAGAAGCCGUGGAGCAGGAAGAAGAAGAUCCUGUGGCAGUUGGGCACCCUGAUCGGCGCUCCCAUCGGCAUCACCCUCAUCGCCGGCAUCGCCCUGCCCGCCAUGGUCAUAGGCAUCCCGGUCUACGUGGGCCGUAAGAUUCACUCCCACUAUGAGGGGAAGAAGACGUCCCUGCACCGGCGGAACCUGGCCAUCACUGGGGGUGUCGCUCUCUCCAUCAUCACCGCACCCGUUAUAGCCGCCGUCAGCGUCGGUAUCGGCGUUCCCAUCAUGCUGGCCUACGUGUACGGUGUGGUGCCCAUAUCCCUCUGCCGAGGUGGGGGCUGUGGCGUGAGCAGGGGCAAGGGUCGGGGCGUCAGGAUAGACUUUGAUGAGGACGACGGACCAAUCACAGUGGCGGAUGCCUGGCGGGCACUGAAGUCCCCCAGCCUUGGGGAGAGCAGCCUGGAGGGAGCAGCCAGUGGCCUCAGUACCACCUCGCCCAGUGAGGGGCUCUCAGUGGCCCCUGGGGGCCUGGGAGACACACCCCGCUUCAACGCACUGGCUGGAGGGGCCCUGGGGACCAGAGCAGGCAAAUACAGCAGGUUGGAGGUGCAGGCGAGGGAGCUGGAAAAGGAAGGGGCACGGAGGGAGACGGGCAGCAUGGGUACUGCCAGCGACUGCGCCAGUACGCGUGGCAUGGCUGGCUCCAUCGCCUCAUCCUACACGCUACCCGACAGGGAUGGCACCAACCUGGAGAUCCAGGUGGACAUCGAAACCAAACCGAGUCACCUGUGUCUGGCCAGCGAGGAAGAUCUGGCCCAGCCCACGGUCCCCAUGCUGCCCGGUCAGGAGGAGGAGCCUCAGGACUGCAGCUCGCGUCGGGGGGGCCUGCUGUCAGCCUCGUCGCUGGGCCUGUCGCCGGGGGCAUCGCUGGCCGGGGGGGCAUGUCGAGACGCCACGCUGGCGCAGCCCGAGAGCAUCCGCAGCGAUCUGGAGAUGUCCGACACCCAGUCGGACGAUAUCGCUGAGCUCACCUCUGACGACGGCGCCGACUCCCCACACCCUCGGGGAGGACAGGCCCCGCCUCCACCUUCUGUGCCCCGCCCACCGGCUCCUCCCACAUGCCGAGCACCAGCCUCAGCAGACAGCCUGCACUGCCCUGACAACAUGAUGCUGUAUGCAUGAGGGGGCAGGGCUGGCUAGAUCUCCAUGUGUCCUGUCGGUCUUCUGUGUUCUGAGUUCAGUUUUUUGAUACAUUUAUUUCUCUCACUUUCUGUUUUUUUCAUUUGGACUCUUUUGGUCCUAGAGCCCAAUUUUUACUCUCAUCUGAUGCCCCCUAGUGGCCCGCGCCUGUCUGUCUGUCACCCUGCACGACAUUUACAGGGUUCUACCUCUUUCUUUCUUUAAUUCUUUGUGGUGCAAAAAUGCCUUGGCUCCUUUAGCAAAAAAAAAAUUAAAAAGACAGGAAGAGAAGUGUUGCAAAAAAAACAGGGUGAUGGGGGAGAUAUACAGAGCGUGUCACCAAGCACACCCCAGCGGGAGCACGCCUGGGACGGUGGCAGAGUGGGGCUUUCCGGCUACAUGGGACUUCGCGUCUCUUGCCGUUCGUACCGAUUCGGAUUGGCACAUCUUUUACCAUAUUUGUAUCUGACCUACCUGGAAAAUUGUACUAAAUGCGGGAAGCAUGAGACUGCAUGGUUGCGUGUAUGUAUGUAUGUGCCAGAGCAUAUGUGUGUUUCCAUGUCUGUUAUAGUGUGGGGGGGGUGCUGAGGUUCCUGACCGACUGAUACACCGUCUGUCCCCUACCGGCCUGCCUGCCAGGUUUGUGGACAGGGGGGCAGCUGUAUUGUAUCACUCGGAACCGCACCACUGAAUCAGCGCACAUGGCACUGAUGUGGACGGGGGGGAGAAGUCAGCUGCCAGACUUAAACUACCGUCAUCCAACACUGGGGGGGGGGGGGGGGGGGGUGUGGGCAGCACUUGUGCACUUUACCAUGUUGUUUUUCUGUCUGUCAUGUGUAUGUGUUAUAUAUAUAUAUUGGUUUUUACUAUCGUGGUUUUCAUGAUGCUCACGGGGCAGUGGGGCGUGAUAAGCAAGGCUUUGAAGAGGGAAGAGAACCUUUUGUGUAUAACGGAGACCCCGCCCUCUUUCUGUUUCUCUUCCACGUGCCUCACUUUGGGUCUCGGGAUGCAUCUCAGGUCACGGUCAUUGUGCAUUUGUGUGUAGUGGUUGGACAUUCGUCAGUCACGCCCGUUCCAUUAUGGCAUGUGCAGUCCGGUAUGUCUCUGUGCUCCAGGUCCGCUUCCCUCCGCCUUUGGGGUAACUACAUGAAUGUACCUAAGGUUGAAGUUCUGAAAUAAUCAUAGUACCGCAAAAACAAUUACGAAAUAAAAGACAAUUACCUGUUAAAUAUUAAUUAAAAAUAUCUAUAUUUAAAUAGCAAUAUGACAUGAGUCUGUAUUUCCUGCUGUUGGUUUGCCCCUGUAUGGGUUCUGGCCCUUAGGAUUGCGAAGGCUGACUAUUGGGAAAUAAACACAAUGUUCUGCUAAA
Brienomyrus brachyistius is the source of this 4600-nucleotide messenger RNA. RefSeq names its product ring finger protein 19B (gene rnf19b). The transcript is spliced from 10 exons. The record is from RefSeq and is a predicted model, not a curated record. The coding region runs from base 1090 to 3234 and encodes 714 amino acids. Gene Ontology annotation, molecular function: zinc ion binding; ubiquitin conjugating enzyme binding; ubiquitin protein ligase activity. Lineage: Eukaryota; Metazoa; Chordata; Actinopteri; Osteoglossiformes; Mormyridae. Gene Ontology annotation, biological process: protein polyubiquitination; ubiquitin-dependent protein catabolic process; positive regulation of proteasomal ubiquitin-dependent protein catabolic process. Gene Ontology annotation, cellular component: ubiquitin ligase complex; cytoplasm.